ACUGUGACUAAAAAAAACUAAGCCGCAAAAUGUUCAAAUAGGUUGCUAAGCGCGAUUUCGUAAUAUGUAAAAUUAAUAGUGUUUAUGCUAAAUCAAUAUAUUUAAGGAUAAUUAGUGCUUUGGAGUGUAUCUUCUAAAUUAUUAAGAGUUGCCACCGCCACCGCCAACGCCAAAGCCGAAGAAGCGUGGUGCCCUGUCCUGCGCCAUGGGCACAUUAUGUCGGUACCUGAGCCCAGCGCCCUCAGUCCCGGUUCCGGCCAGAUCAGCUUCUCUGCCACCGGGAAAAGAACUCAAGCGUCAGUGUUCGGACUCGGCGGCGAAAGCCCUGAAGGAACGUGUUGUCACUUGCAUGCUGCGCUCAGCAUCUAAAGCGUCGACGGAGCGUGUCAUCACUUGCGCGCUUCGCUCCCCAGAUUCCAAUAUCUCUUUGAAGAAAAAAAUUGUCUGUCGGUGUUUAGGCCCCGGACCAGGGUCUAUUGCGACAUGUCGGUGCGCAAGCCCUAAACCAGGUUUGAAACAUAUUAUGUAUAUUUAUAAUCAGAAUCAUACACAACAAUAGAGAUAUAAAAUAAACUUCGUAGCCACGACGAGUUCACGCCGCUACGAGAUACAAAAUUACAAAUGGAAAUCGUAUCUAAUGUGACAAUUUGUAAUAAGUUUUGCUUUCCGCUUGUAAGACAAGACUCAAUAGCUCUCAAAUAUGUUUGGAAUAGAGAUGGGCCGAAUAUUCGGUAUUCUGCAAAUUCGGCAAGUUUAUCAAUGCCGAAUAGUUCGGUUAGAUUAUUUACCGAAUAAACAAAGGAAAUAAAUACCUACUCUUACAAGUUCUAGUUCCGUCAAAUAUACUCAGUUCGAUAAAAGUCUUGUGUUAGUGUGCGGGAAAAGUGCACGCACUGAUUGGGCCUGCAUCAUGGCGGGACGAGCGGCGGCGCGCAUGUUUAACAAUUGACGCUCAUACAAGACAAGUGUCCUGUCCUGA
Molecule: messenger RNA, 979 nt
Organism: Leguminivora glycinivorella
Lineage: Eukaryota; Metazoa; Arthropoda; Insecta; Lepidoptera; Tortricidae
Exons: 8
Coding region: 206-559 (117 amino acids)
Source: RefSeq, a predicted model, not a curated record